AUCGGUUCUCAUACUUCAAAGUUAAACACAUUUUUCAUAAUUAAGAAACCCCCAAAUGAGGAACAAGAGAGUCUUCUCCUUCUUCUUGCUCUUCUUCAUCUCUGUGUGCUUUAUGGAACUUGGCAGAGGACAGAAUAACAAAAGAACCGAAGUCAAUGUGGUUGCCGUAACUGAUGUGAGGACUACAUACUCGAAGGUUGACAUGCUAUGUGUCAACUCGUCUCUUUCUGAUUUUUAUUCUUCUCGUCCUCAGUUUCAGACAAGGCUUGUUGUCAACGUCGGUGACUCAAGAAACGAAGUUGUGGAAGCAGCAGCCGCAGGUCCGCUCCUCAUCUCCUCUCUCUCAUUUCGAGCAAUAACUUAUGACGUUUCCUAUGAUUUCAUACCUUUCGAGAAACUUAAUGGUCAAGCAACCGGUAAUUACAACGACUUGGGCCACCAAGUGUUCCUUGGGAGAUAUGAUGUGGUUGUGAGAGAUAUAACGAUACUGGCAAACAGGUCCUCUUACAUCGAUUUCACAUUCUCGUUCAUUAAAUCAGGUGUUGGUCUGAUUGUUUCAAUGGAUGACCUAGUGAGGGGAGAUCAAUUCCGUUUCUUGAAACCUUUGUCAUUGAAAUUAUGGUUAACUUCAUUUGUUUGUUUCUUAAUUGUGGGCUUUACUGUUUGGGUUCUUGAGAAUAUAGUUAACGUAAGUCCAACAAGAUACCGAGCUAGUACCAUUUUUGUUGGAGAUGGGUUUAGCACCUUCCAUAAAGCCCCUCAUCAUAAACUAAGAUCAGCCAACUUUAGAAAAGAAAGGCAGCAUGGAAAAAGGCAGCAUGGAAAAAGAAGUAGGCAAUGAUAAAGAAUAUGAGAAGAAAAGAAAAAUUCAUUAAAAAAAAGGAAAGAAGAGCAAGUAAACAUGUAUAAAUAAAAAAACAUGUAUAAACAUGAGUGCAUUUUUUUUUUUGAACACAACUUGCAUUAACUUUGAAAUAAACUGUUAGGUGAGGGCCAUAAAAGCCUCACCCAUACAUAAAGCUUCUUUUGCUAGAGAAUCAGCUACAAGGUUUUGAUUUCUAGAAAUCCAAUUAAAGGAGAUAGACAAAGCAGGGGAGGAGCUCAGAUUGAAGAUGUCAGCCAGGACCCCCGUGAAGUUCCGUUAGUGGCUCAUGUCGGUUUAUGGCUUUUAUCAGUUGGGAAGAGUUGCGCUUUCAAAGGGAGCAUGCAGCUCUGGAAGAUUGUGACUAUGUGGUUCAAAAGGUAUCAUUGUAUUGGAUUGGAAGAGCUCAUAAAAUAUUGAGGAUCAGAACCAUGGUAAAUGUUUACAUUUAUUUAUUCGUCGUUCCAUAAAUAGAGCGUUUAGGGUUAUAUACGAUAAAGAAGGUAUCUACUUACCAAGUUAGAGAAUCAUACAAUAAUUAUCACAAAAGGAGGUUAAAUAGAUAAUGAUUUAGAAGAACAGAGGAUACGAUAUUUACUCAAGUAAGAGCUACAAUUGGUUAGGUUACAACAAGAGUCUCUACACCAGCCAAACUGCCAGCCGGCCUGAAACAUCAUAACCCACAAAAGAGUACAUAACACACGAAAUAAACAUCGAUCCAACAUUUUAAACGAUAACAAAAAACGGCAGAAACUUGUCCUAGAGCGAGCAAAAAUUGUAAAUGACAAAGUCGAGCAAUUUUUAGGAGCAUGAUCAAUCAUUGAGGUUAAAUAUCCAUAUUGUCUUGUAACCCUAGUGGUCGUAAAAAAUGAUAGAUGGGGAAUUUGCUUUGAUUUUAUCGAUUUAAACAAAGCAUGUCUAAAACAACUUUAUGUUGCCACAUAUCAAUUGCUUAGUUGAAGCAACCACAUGUAAUCAGAUACUUACUUAUAUGAAUAUUUUCAUGUUAUAAUCGGAUCAUGAUGCAUCCAGAUGAUAGGUAUCAUUCAUCAUAGAUUAUGAUAGAUAUUGUUUCAAGGUAGUGUUUUUAUGAGAGCCGAAACUCAAUACAAUCAAAAUUUAUAACACAAAACUUUUACGGGAUCCGGACUUUAUUUAGAUAAAAAAAUAAAUAACAAAUAACCAGAAAAUAAUGCGUAACAGUUUGAAAGAUAAAGUUUUAUUCCACAAUUUCAUAUAUACUUAUGAGAGACAAACCGUACUGAAUGUUUGUCUAGAGAGCAAGAUUACAACAGGGAAGACAAAGCAAGACGGCGAGGUCUGACUAACAGGGAA
This is a messenger RNA of Brassica rapa (field mustard), 2197 nucleotides long. RefSeq names its product glutamate receptor 2.2-like. NCBI's taxonomy places the organism in Eukaryota, Viridiplantae, Streptophyta, Magnoliopsida, Brassicales, Brassicaceae. The record is from RefSeq and is a predicted model, not a curated record.